AUUCUGUCCACUUUUCAACGUCACAUCGUCAACCGAGCUCUUCAGCUGAUCGAAAUUACUGAAGACAUGGGCAACUUCGUUCAGGCGAUCUCUGACCUUUGUUUGCCUCCUGUUUGUUUGGCAGAACCCCUGCGGUUGGCCUCACAGGUGAAUCUCGAUAUAUAUAGCUACGCCUUUUUCCACAAUAAAUUCCCUACUGCAGAAGAAAUGGUUAUCAAAAAGCCGGCUGCAACCGUCUUCAGGAUUCUGCGCCAAAAUCUCGCCAUUUUCCUGACCUGGGCACAUUUCUCGGAGGAUCUGGUAAAGAAGGGUGCCUCCAGUUCGAUGAUAGUAUCCGAACUCAACAAGCUGUUGCCUGAACGCGUUCUUGUGGCUAAAUGGUUUGCCAGAUUUUCAAAAACUCUUCAGACUGAGCAAACUGACCAAGAUCUACUCGCUUAUCAGGUCUCCCGCAAAGCUGAGCCCGAAACUGAGGCCGAUGCAGAGGCUGUCGUUGAAACGUCUCCAAAGCAGCUAACGGAUAAAGAAGAGAUAUCGAUGCUGCCAAAAGGCAUUCAAAAAACCAUGCUCGCUUUACUGGGGCUUUCCAGGGAACCUUCUCAACCCCUAUCUGAGAAACAUUUCAAAAGACUGACUAAAAGGUGGCCCGAGCUUGUUGAGUGUCUGGAUCAUCAGUACACCAUUCCGGUCGUUUAUACCUGCCUGUCCGCUGGUAUUCGGUUCCUGUCUUCGCCUGAAAAUCGUGAGCGAGUUGGCUGGGCUUCUUUCAAUCACAAGAACACAGCGGCAGAGGAGGUCUUGUUGCCCACACCCAAGACAAUCCUAAAAUCUCUGGCAAAGCGGCCAGAAGUAUUUUCUCACCUUUUGGGUCGCGGACACGUGGAUGAUGAGGAAGGAGAAGUUUCGGGAACUCCCCCUCCCCCAACAGACCCCUCACGCCUGAAAGGUUUGCGUAGAGUUCACUGUCUUUCGUUUUUUGCUUCUGUUGUCAAGGUUGGGUACUAUGUUGUAGUCGCUCUCUGUUUCCAGUGA
Molecule: messenger RNA, 1032 nt
Organism: Dibothriocephalus latus
Lineage: Eukaryota; Metazoa; Platyhelminthes; Cestoda; Diphyllobothriidea; Diphyllobothriidae
Source: the annotation of a GenBank genome assembly